Messenger RNA from Anguilla rostrata (American eel), 1333 nucleotides. Its product is annotated as peptidyl-prolyl cis-trans isomerase-like. Gene Ontology annotation, cellular component: intracellular membrane-bounded organelle. Gene Ontology annotation, biological process: response to hypoxia; protein peptidyl-prolyl isomerization; protein folding. The transcript is spliced from 6 exons. Lineage: Eukaryota; Metazoa; Chordata; Actinopteri; Anguilliformes; Anguillidae. Bases 98 to 667 code for a protein of 189 amino acids. Gene Ontology annotation, molecular function: peptidyl-prolyl cis-trans isomerase activity. The record is from RefSeq and is a predicted model, not a curated record.
CACACAUGUUUUUUCCGUUCUGGAUUAAGAUACUGCUUCUGUUAGGACAAUUUGCCGUGACGUUCACUCACUGUACUAGCAGAGUGGAGUAACUACGAUGUUGCAGAUGAAGAAUCGCAUAAAAUUCUGCUCGCUGGCAAUUGCGGCGGCCAAACUGUUUUCCAGACCGGUACGGAAUCCAAUUGUCUACCUCGACAUUGCAGCGGACAACGAACCUCUUGGGAGAAUCACGAUUGAGUUGAAUGCUGAUGUUGUUCCCAAAACGGCAGAGAACUUCAGAGCUCUGUGCACUGGAGAGCAUGGGUUUGGGUACAAAGGCUCUGUAUUCCACCGUGUUAUUCCCGACUUUAUGUGCCAGGGAGGAGAUUUUACCAAUCACAAUGGAACUGGAGGAAAGUCUAUCUAUGGACCCAAAUUCCAAGAUGAAAACUUCAAGCUAAAGCACACUGGGCCUGGUGUUUUGUCAAUGGCAAAUUCUGGGCCCAACACCAAUGGUUCCCAAUUCUUCAUCUGCACAGUUAAAACUGAAUGGCUAAACGGCAGACAUGUGGCGUUCGGUCAUGUGACGGACGGAAUGGACGUCAUCAGGAAGAUGGAGUCGUUGGGCUCUCACGAUGGGGGCACGACCAAGAGGAUGGUCAUCACAGACUGUGGGGAGCUCAAAUAGCACUGAGCCACAUUAGCAACCCGAUUACACCUGCUGCGAGAAUCCACUGAUCCACAGACCUAAAGCACUGAAGGAGACUUCCUGUCUAGUCUGGACCCUCAGUUUAUUUAGAAUCACAAAAUCCACUCGGUUUUUUUGUGCCACAAAGAGAUACACAAAUCCAGUUUGUGUCGGGUGAGAUGGGUACAUGGGCAUUUAAAAUUCACAAAAAAGGGCUUCUAUGCAGACAAAUUAGACCUCGGGAAUCCAAUGGCAUGAUUUUAUGGAAUCUGUCUCACCUUAAAGUCUUACAGAAUAUUUAUUCAUCCAUUUUGGUUUUCAGAUGAGGAUAUUCCUUCAGUUUCAUUUUCCGAUGAUUUGAUUUUUUACAGAAAGACAUGGUGUUUUUAACUUAUAAACAAGUUAAUUGUAAAUUGUACAUUUUAAUUGUAAAAUGCCAAUAAUUUGCCACUGGUUAAAAACUGCAGUCCUUUAAAAUGUUUUUGAUGUAUAGUAUUUGACCUAUGAAUGUUUAGAGGUGUCCCAAUUCUUCAAUGUUUAAAAGAGUUUUUUUAUGUACAGAAUUGAAGUGUAUGGGGACCUUGAGUAAUUAGCAGACCCUAUUAUUUUGAUACCUUCAGGAACUGAACCUUAGAAAAAGAUUAAAAACGCUACUUUGUAAAUUUC